AUGCCUUGGAGCCCUCGCCUUGCGAAGGGCGCUGCGGGCCGCACGGGUGCUGCCGCAGGAGCCGCAGGCUGCACAGGCUGGAGCGCAGCUCAGGCGCUGGGUGGCCGGAGGAAAAAAGCAGCACGGGCCACAGAGACCGCAGCACACAUAGCUCACACGGAGACGCCGCUGGUGCACUGUUUCGUCCUUGGCGGCGCUCGCCUGGAUGCAUCAGCGCUUAAACAGCACUUUCCAUGCUCCCGCUUCCGCCCUUCUGGCCAUGCUGCUCAUCCCGCCUCCUCUUCUUCUCUGAAGUGUUCAGCAAGAAAUCGCUAUCGGACCUCCUAG
Symbiodinium natans is the source of this 327-nucleotide messenger RNA. The record is from the annotation of a GenBank genome assembly. Lineage: Eukaryota; Dinophyceae; Suessiales; Symbiodiniaceae.